AUGUAAAGAGCAACAUAAAAUGGGGAAGAGCAAGAGGAGUGAAGGAGGUGAUGCAGAUCCAGCAGCAGAACCAGCUCCGGAGAAUGGAGAGCAUGAAGAACAUCAUGACAAACCUAACUAUCAUCACAAGAAGGAGAAACAAUCCCACCCUCAACCGGAGUCCCAGCUGAAGGCAUCACUUGUAGGCAAGAAACUAGGCAUUCCGAUAGUAGAUGUCUUAAGGAAUCACCACGAGAGGAUAGCUCUGCUAGAGGAAAAGAUUGGGGAGACCAGAAUGGACGCUGUUUCCAGAGGCUUUCUUAAUGCAGAGGAAAAGAAAAAGAAGAAGAAGAAAAAGAAGAAGAAGAAGAAAAAGUCUUCAUCCAGUUCUUCCAGCUCCUCCUCCUCCUCCUCCUCUUCCUCCUCGAGUUCAUCAGAUGAUGAUCUCCCGAGGAGACACCCCGGUACUAUUCCUAUCGAUAUCAUGGCCGCUGGGAUAUCAAGAGAAGAGGUAGCGAGGAUGUUUGCAGCUCAGAACGCUGUUUUCAAAGAGCUCUUGAGAGAACAGAGAAAGUGCUAUGACGGAGCUCUCAGCGCAGUGAUGAACGAGAUAUUGAUAGCUUUGGGUGAGAGCGAGGUUGGAGCUGCAGGAAUAAGACUAGACAGUUUAGAAGGAAGGGUUGAUGUUCUGGAAGUCUCAGCCGUCGAGCAAAGUACAAAUAUUCCCCUACAACUCGGUGAAGAUGGUGGUAAAAUACCAAAAUUGCCUUCUUUUGGUAACCCAUUCGGAAAGAAAGUUGAGGAAGAGGAACCAGAACCAGAACCAGAGGAGAAAUCUGGAGGAUUCUUCAGUGGGGGCCUUUUUGGCAGUAAAAAGAAGGAUGAAGAUGAGGAGGAAGAAAAAAAGUCUGAGGGUGGGUUCUUUGGAUUCGGAAAAGAGAAGACCCCGUCACCAGAACCACCGUCAGUAACGUUCAGCAAAUACAAACGAGAUAGAGAACAUAGGAGAAAAGAAAGAGAAGAGAGAUAUCAGGAGGAUUACUAUUAUUAUCGGAAAAACAGAGACCCCGAUAAAGGGAAAGACUCAGAACACAGAAAAGGAUCGCCAACAAGUACACAACGGAAAUCAAAGAAACGGUCAGAACGUAGCAGCAAAGAUAAGUAAGACUAAACCGCCAGAAGGGCGAGAAUCGUCUGGAAAGUUCGAAAUUAGGAACCUGGACUCAGUUAAACACCAAAGCAGAGAGUAGAAAUUGUUCCUCCGAGACACGACAAUUCACAGGACAAUUAUAGAAUGUUGUUAGUAAUGGACGGACUAUGAACCGUUCAGAUACAAGACAAUACCCUGAAAUAAAGUUAAACGUACUGAAUACAUUAAUGCAAUCACAAUCUCUUAACAUCGACAAUGUUUGGGUCCCUUCCUACCAUUUAAAUUAAACCAUUCAAUUUGAAGGUUGUUUAGACUUUACAUAAUGAUUGAAUUGCAAUGACAGAGCUAUUUGUAAAAUAUUUGUAAAAUACUUGUAAAAAAUUAGUACACGCAUCGUUAAUCCAUUCA
This is a messenger RNA of Bolinopsis microptera, 1537 nucleotides long. Its product is annotated as pre-mRNA-splicing factor CWC22 homolog. The transcript is spliced from 10 exons. Lineage: Eukaryota; Metazoa; Ctenophora; Tentaculata; Lobata; Bolinopsidae. Bases 20 to 1144 code for a protein of 374 amino acids. The record is from RefSeq and is a predicted model, not a curated record.